AUGGCUAGCAACGAUCCCAAACCAGACUCCACUACGAACAACAAGGCAGAAAAUGAAGGCGACGCUCUGCAGACACAGCGCAUGCGAUAUUGUUACACCAAGGACGCAUGCAUUAGGCUGCAGAAUCCUUCGGAUGAUGCUCGCGCCGACGUGACAGCGGCCGUCGAAGAGCUCUUGAACUCACUGUCUAACAAGUUUGCGGGCGUCUCCUCAGAGAUCUUUGCAAAGAUGGAUGAAAUGUCUCGAAGGUUAGACAACCUUGAAGCAGCUCUCCAAGAGAAUAAGUCCCAGGAUGGAGGCGCAGCCAAGCCAUCAUGA
Molecule: messenger RNA, 318 nt
Organism: Fusarium sp. VM40
Lineage: Eukaryota; Fungi; Ascomycota; Sordariomycetes; Hypocreales; Nectriaceae
Source: the annotation of a GenBank genome assembly